GAUAAAUUGAAUGAGUUCAUUAAUGGGUCUUCCUUUUACUUUUAAACUACUUUAGCUGUCGGAAUCGUCACGUUUUAGAUCAUUAUCCAAUUUCAGAUUAUAAAGUUUAAAUCUUUUGUUUUCAAUUAAAAAAAAGUUUAAAACUUUAAAUUCUGAUUCGUUGAACUCCUUUGUCGAAUUCAGACAACUUUAGCGAGCAGACCAGAGAGUGUUGUGUUUUGGUCUGAAACUGAAACUGAAACUAAAAUAUUUUAUUUAUAACGUUGGGCUUAGAUUCGUUUCAAACUCUCCAUUGAAGAUAAUGGCGAAAACCAAUGGAAUCAUCCCGACGAUAGACUUGGGGGAGGUUUCAGACAAGAUCCUGAAUCAGCAAAUCCGUGAAGCCAGCGAGAGAUGGGGAUGCUUCAGAGUGAUUAACCAUGGAGUUCCGUUGUCUUUGAUGUCUGACAUGAAGAUGACCGUUAUGGAUCUCUUCGAACGUCCACACGAGGUGAAAGUGCGUAACACAGACGUGUUACUAGGGAGUGGUUACAGAGCUCCUAAUGAAAUCAAUCCUUAUUAUGAAGCGUUGGGUCUAUACGACAUGGCUUCUCCUCAAGCAGUUAACACCUUUUGUGACCAGCUCGAGGCUUCUGCUGAUCAAAGGGAGAUUAUGGUGAAGUAUGCGAAAGCUAUUGAUGGACUUGCAAAGGAUUUAGCAAGGAGGUUAGCAGAGAGCUAUGGCCUGGCCGAGACCAACUUCUUCAAAGGAUGGCCUAGCCAGUUCCGGAUCAACAAAUAUCAUUUCCAACCCGAAGCAGUCGGGAAGCUCGGCGUCCAGCUACACACUGAUUCAGGCUUCUUGACGAUUCUUCAAGACGACGAAAACGUUGAUGGGCUUGAAGCGAUGGACCAUUCUUCGGGAACGUUUUUUCCCAUAAGCCCGUUGCCAAACACGCUUGCUAUCAACCUCGGGGACAUGGCUGCAAUAUGGAGCAACGGGAGGUUGUGCAACGUGAAGCAUAGAGUGCAAUGCAACGAAGCAACGAAGAGGUUUUCUAUCGCUUCUUUUUUGUUAGGACCGAUGGAUACGGAUUUGGAGCCGCCUAGUGAGUUUGUGGAUGCUGAGCAUCCGCGGCUGUACAAGGCUAUUAGUCACGACGGGGUACGGAAUAUUAGAAUGACUACGAAGUUGCAUGAUGGAGAGGCUCUCAAGCUUAUAACCUAUGAAGAGUGAAAGUCUUAAAUGACCUGAAGAGCAUGUUAAGGGGGUUGCUAUAUAUGAAAACCGAAAAACUUUAGUACUUUUGUUUAAGUUUUCCCUAAGAUCAAUAAAUAGAGAUGCAUCCUCUGUAUUAAUAUCUAUGGAUUUUCGCAAUAUAUAUGAAUAAUUUUCACAUUGCAUAUUUGUGGAUGUUUAUAUAA
Messenger RNA from Brassica rapa (field mustard), 1404 nucleotides. Its product is annotated as 2-oxoglutarate-dependent dioxygenase DAO. The record is from RefSeq and is a predicted model, not a curated record. NCBI's taxonomy places the organism in Eukaryota, Viridiplantae, Streptophyta, Magnoliopsida, Brassicales, Brassicaceae.